Messenger RNA from Manacus vitellinus (golden-collared manakin), 1861 nucleotides. RefSeq names its product G-patch domain containing 11 (gene GPATCH11). Gene Ontology annotation, molecular function: nucleic acid binding. The transcript has 9 exons. NCBI's taxonomy places the organism in Eukaryota, Metazoa, Chordata, Aves, Passeriformes, Pipridae. The coding region runs from base 161 to 931 and encodes 256 amino acids. Gene Ontology annotation, cellular component: kinetochore. The record is from RefSeq and is a predicted model, not a curated record.
GUGUUCGUGCAUCAGCCCCCCUGUCCCGCAGGGCCGGGGGGCGGCGGGGGGCGCCUCUCCGUGCGAGAGUGGGCUCUGCCUUGUGGGGAAAUAAAAUGCCCGGUAAGGCGUACUGACGGUGUCCACAGGCAAGGGGCCGGCACAGGGCGGGCGUGCCGACAUGGAGGGAGAUGAAGAGGAAGACUACAUGUCUGAUUCGUUUAUUAAACAGGAUGUAAGGCCAGGCUUGCCCAUGGUAAGGCGGGUAAAGGAAGCUAUUCAGAAAGAAGAAAAGCAAAAGGAAGCCAAUGAGAAGAACAGGCAAAAGAGUAUAAAAGAAGAAGAAAAAGAGAGGCGAGACUUGGUGUUGAAAAGUGCGUUGGGCAACGAGAACAAAGGCUUUGCUUUGCUCCAGAAGAUGGGCUACAAGAGCGGCCAGGCCCUUGGCAAAAGCGGAGAAGGCAUUGUUGAACCUAUUCCUCUGAACAUAAAAACAGGCAGAAGUGGUCUUGGUCAUGAGGAAUUAAAAAAGCGAAAAGCUGAAGAAAAACUGGAAAACUAUAGACAAAAACUCCAUAUGAAAAAACAAGCAAAUGAACAAGCUGCAGAUCAGUUCAGAAUAAGAUUCAAAAACAAACAAGAAGAACGUAAGAUGGAAGGGGACCUGCGAAAAAGCCAGAGGGCCUGCCAGCAAUUAGAUAUGCAAAAAGACAUUGAAGUUCCCAGAGAGACUUGGUUUUGGAUAGAACCUGAAGAGGAAGACAAAAAGGAUGAGGAAGACAAAGAAGAUGAAUGCACAAGCUCAGACUUAAGUGUAUCAGAAAAGCUACACAUCCUGACAGCCUACUUGAGAAAAGAACACUUCUAUUGCAUUUGGUGUGGAACAACCUAUGAAGACUCUGAAGAUUUAUCUUCAAACUGUCCCGGAGACAGUGCUGCAGAUCAUGACUAAAACCUUUCUAAAGGAAGGAGUCCUAAAUAAAGUUAUGUUGGCUCUACAGCACUGAACAGUUUGACAAGAUACAGCUCCAAGGCAAGCAGUUGGAAGGACUAACAUGCCUGUCUUUUCGCCCUGCUCCCCACCACCCCACACACAAUACUUUGAGUUCAGGCAACUCUGAACUCUUUGAAGUAUAUAACUGAAGAGUAACAGAAAAACUGCUGUUAACUUUUGUGGGGCUGACAGUGGAACCACCAGAGGUAUUCAGUACACUGAAUUAAGGGUUAGGCAUUCCUCAGUAUUAUAAUAGGGAUUAAAACCUAGCAGCAUAGGAAGGAAUGUUAAAAGUGCUCUCUCAGCAUAGGACUUCAAAUGAUUACUACUGAGGAAACUCUGGAGAAUUUUGCUAUAUUAAUAGCACCUUAAGUGUUCCUUUCAAAAAAAUAAAAACAAACCAAACCAUCAAAACCCAAGUUUUUCAGAAGUUUAGAACUUUCUCAAGUAGAUUUCCUAGAAGCUGAACAUUUAACAUUUAAAUUCUUAAAUGCUUACUUUAAAAGUAUAUCUUAUUAAAUUUUAGAGCACUGAAGGUGCUAGGUCAUCAACAGAUGUAAACAGAUAAAAAAGCUCACCUUACAGUACUGAAAUUCAGUGAAGAAUAACCCAUGCCUAUUCCUAGUAUCUUUUUUACCAAAACUAGUCUUAGUUUUAAUGGGAGCAUUCCAGUAAUUAUUAAAAGUAUCACUGAAAAAUCAGAAAGGUUUGAGUCACAUACCAGAAGACAGCACUUCUUCCAUGGAAAGCAACAGAUAACCUCAAAGAAUAAUGGAUGCAGCACCACAUCCAGGGAUUUGCCACAGGCCAGUUAGCACUUAAGCCCAUCAACAUAAUCUUCUAACAGAAAAGGACUAGGUUCUUUUACUUAUUUGUAGAAUACAGUUC